AGGGAGGGAUAAUGAUGAGAAUUAUGGGUGUAUAUGUCCUGGUUGUGGAAUCUUUAUGCAGGAUGAAGACCCAAAUCAUCCUGGUUAUUACAAGAAAAAAAAGGUGGAAGAAAGUUUAGAGGAUUUUGUGGAUGAUGAGGAUGUUGUUGUUAGUGAAGGUGGGGAUAAUGAAGAAGAGGAGGAAUUUGGGGAUUUUAUCGAGGGGGAGUUGGAAGAAAGUGGAAGUGAAGAAAUGGGGUCAGGGAGUGAGGAUGGAUUUGAUGAUUGGGAUUCCGAGGAAUGGGAAUCGGGGUUGGAGGAAGACGAGGAUGAUUUGAAAGAGUUGGAUGGAUUUUUGCCAGCGGGUUUAGGUUAUGGUAACAUUACAGAGGAGGUUCUUGAGAAAGGAAAGAAGAAAAGGGUGUCGAAAUCGGAGAGGAAAAGGAUGGCGAGGGAAGCAGCUAAGGGAGAGAAAGAGGAGGUCACGGUUUGUGCUCGAUGUCAUUCGUUGCGGAACUAUGGACAAGUGAAGAAU
Solanum stenotomum is the source of this 514-nucleotide messenger RNA. Its product is annotated as GTP-binding protein BRASSINAZOLE INSENSITIVE PALE GREEN 2, chloroplastic-like. The annotation marks the transcript as partial. The record is from RefSeq and is a predicted model, not a curated record. The transcript has a single exon. Gene Ontology annotation, biological process: chloroplast rRNA processing; brassinosteroid mediated signaling pathway. NCBI's taxonomy places the organism in Eukaryota, Viridiplantae, Streptophyta, Magnoliopsida, Solanales, Solanaceae. Gene Ontology annotation, cellular component: chloroplast stroma; mitochondrion.